Enterobius vermicularis (human pinworm) is the source of this 243-nucleotide messenger RNA. Lineage: Eukaryota; Metazoa; Nematoda; Chromadorea; Rhabditida; Oxyuridae. The record is from the annotation of a GenBank genome assembly.
AUGGAACUUAUUGACGUUAUAUGUCUGGAUCGAUUUAUUAAUGUUGCUAAUAUACUUUACCCAGAAGGAGUCCUCGUAAUCGGAGGUCAAGAAAUCCUAAACCAGUCACCGGUAUGGAGAACUUUUAUCGAUAAGUUCCUCUGCGUCCGCAGUUAUCUUAUUGGAUUUUACAACUGGUCAGAAGAGUACGUACAGCAACUUGUGGCAAGAUCAUACCUCGCUCAAAAAAAUAGGCAUCGCUAA